Dichotomopilus funicola is the source of this 1821-nucleotide messenger RNA. Its product is annotated as glycoside hydrolase superfamily. Gene Ontology annotation, biological process: maltose catabolic process; sucrose catabolic process. The coding region runs from base 1 to 1821 and encodes 606 amino acids. The transcript has a single exon. Gene Ontology annotation, molecular function: glucan 1,4-alpha-maltotriohydrolase activity; sucrose alpha-glucosidase activity; oligo-1,6-glucosidase activity. The record is from RefSeq and is a predicted model, not a curated record. Lineage: Eukaryota; Fungi; Ascomycota; Sordariomycetes; Sordariales; Chaetomiaceae.
AUGGGAUCUAACUUCUUCCAUCACCCGGACGGUUGGCUCGGUACGACACCAUGGUGGAAGGAUGCCGUCUUCUACCAAGUCUAUCCGGCUAGCUUCAAGGACUCCAAUGGCGACGGAUGGGGUGACAUUCCGGGGCUCGUCUCGAAAAUCGACUACCUGCACCAUCUCGGGGUAGACGUCGUCUGGCUGUCCCCGAUGUUCGAGAGCCCUCAGCAGGAUAUGGGAUACGAUAUCUCAGACUACCAGGCGGUGUACCCACGGUAUGGUACACUCGAGGAUGUCGACACGCUCAUCGAGGCUUGCCAUAGCCGCGGGAUGAAACUGAUUCUUGACUUGGUGGUGAACCACACGUCCGACCAACAUCCCUGGUUCGAGGAGUCCCGCUCUUCCAAGUUGAAUCCUAAGCGGGACUGGUACAUCUGGAAGCCGCCACGAUACGACGAUGCUGGACAGCGCAAGCCGCCUACCAACUGGCGUGGCUAUUUUGCCGGCUCGACGUGGACGUGGGACGAACGUACACAGGAGUAUUACCUGAAUCUGUACGGGCCGUUCCAGCCCGAUCUCAACUGGGAAAAUCCGGACUGCCGGGCAGCGAUCUACAAGGAAGCAGCGCGGUUUUGGCUUGAUCGUGGCAUUGACGGAUUCCGCAUCGAUACCGUCAACAAGUACUCAAAACGCACCGAUUUCAUAGAUGCGCCGGUCACCUGCCCAGGCGCCCAACAUCAACCGGCGCCCGAGAUGUGGUGCAACGGCCCGCGCAUCCACGAAUUCAUCCACGAGAUGCAGACACAGGCUCUCGCCCCCUACGGCGCUGUCUCGGUGGGGGAACUGUCUAACACACCUCACCCAAAACAAGUCCUGCCGUACGUCUCGGCAGCAUCGCAAGAGCUCGACAUGGUAUUUGAGUUUAGCAUGAUCCGCCUAGGCACCGGCAACCUGUUCCACGGCAAGUACAACUACCAGCCGUUUCCGCUGUCGGUGCUUAAACAGCAUGUGGCGACCUGGCAGACAUUCAUCGAGGGGACGGAUGGGUGGCACACGGUGUUUUGCGAAAAUCACGAUAAUGGCCGAGCUGUGUCGCGGUUCGGAGAUGACAGCACGCCAGAGCUGUGGGAAGCCAGCGCCAAGGCCAUCGCGCUGUGGCAGGUGACGUUAACCGGGACCAUCUUCUUGUAUCAGGGGCAGGAGAUUGGCAUGAGAAACAUGCCGGCGAGUUGGGGCAUUGAGGAGUACAAGGAUGUCGAGAGCCUUGGAUUUUACAAGGAAGCCAUCAAGGCCGGCGAUCAGAAGAAGGUUGACACGAUCCUCCACGGGCUCCGGAUAUUGGCGAGAGACCACUCCAGGAUACCGUUCCAAUGGGACGCCAGUCCCCACGCAGGUUUCACGGACGCCGGUGCUGAACCUUGGAUGAGAGUACAUGACGAGUACCCCAGCCUGAACGCGGCGAAACAACUGGCAGAUCCCGAGUCCGUCUUGGGAUUUUAUAGGGCAGCGUUGAGAUUGCGGAAGGAAUACCGCGACCUUUUUAUUCACGGGACUUUCAAGUUGCUAGCAAGUGAAGAUGAGGCGCUCUUCAUAUAUCUGAAAGAAAGCGAGAAGGACACUGGCCGAGGGACUGGUGGAGAGCGGAGAAAAGCCCUUGUCGUGAUGAAUUUUACGAGCCAGCGACAGCGGUGUCCAGAUAUCGGCGGGUUGUUGGGUUCAGGUCGAGGUCGGGAGAAAUUGAUGUUCGGCACAAAGAGGGAUAGCCAAACUGCGGUUGGCGGUGGCGAAGAACUGACGCCGUGGGAAGGGAGGGUGUAUGUGAACUUUGAGUUUUAA